This is a messenger RNA of Bolinopsis microptera, 1475 nucleotides long. RefSeq names its product elongation factor Tu-like. The transcript is spliced from 12 exons. NCBI's taxonomy places the organism in Eukaryota, Metazoa, Ctenophora, Tentaculata, Lobata, Bolinopsidae. The record is from RefSeq and is a predicted model, not a curated record. Gene Ontology annotation, biological process: mitochondrial translational elongation. The coding region runs from base 31 to 1347 and encodes 438 amino acids. Gene Ontology annotation, molecular function: GTP binding; translation elongation factor activity; GTPase activity. Gene Ontology annotation, cellular component: mitochondrion.
CAAAUAAUUUGAGCUUGAAGCUCUGCAGACAUGCUCGGUUUCACUGUCAGGCGCUGUUGCGGUGGACUAAACGCCUCAGCAUCGUUACUCAACAAGAGUGCUGCAGCAGCAACACCGAUGAUUUGGUCGAGGUUGAUGGCAACGUAUGAAAGGACAAAACCACACAUAAACAUUGGAACUAUCGGUCACAUUGAUCAUGGUAAAACUACUCUCACAGCAGCUAUCACUAAAGUUCUGUCUGAGAAAGGUUUUGCCAAGUUUCAAGAUUAUGAUCAGAUCGACAAUGCGCCCGAAGAGAGAAUACGUGGCAUCACUAUAAAUAGUCAGCACGUGGAAUACGAAACUGAUAACAGGCACUACUCCCAUGUAGACUGUCCCGGCCACGCUGACUACGUUAAGAACAUGAUAAUGGGGGCCAGUAAGAUGGACGGCUGUAUCCUGGUGGUGGCAGCUACAGAUGGCCAGAUGCCCCAAACCCGAGAACAUCUCCUCCUCGCUCAACAGAUCGGAAUAAAAAAGCUAGUAGUUUUCGUGAACAAGGUGGAUAUCAUGGACGAUGAGGAAAUGUUAGAGCUUGUAGAAAUGGAAAUACAGGAGCUGCUAGAGAAGUACGGGUUCGAUCCUGAUGAGACCCCUGUCGUGUUCGGCUCGGCGAGGUGUGCACUGGACGACGAAAAACCCGAAAUUGGAACGGAAUCCAUCAAAAAGCUGAUGGAUAUUGUGGACGAGUACAUCCCGGCACCUCAACGAGAUUUGACCGGCCCUUUUCUUAUGGCAGCUGAGGGAUCGUUCCAGUUAGCUCGAGGAGUUGUUUGCUCAGGUCGUAUAGAGAGGGGAGUGAUCAAGAAGGGCGAUUUGUGCGAGGUCAUCGGAAAAGGGAAAAGGAUCAAAAGUUCAAUCGUCGGGAUAGAAACGUUCAACAAGACACUAGAAGAGGGGCAGGCUGGAGACGAUGUUGGAGUAUUGUUGAGGGGUGUAGUUAGGGGCGAUAUCAAAGGAGGCACUAUUAUCUGCGCUCCUAACAGUAUUAGCUCUGUCAAACAAUUCCAGGCGACGUGCUAUUUCUUGUCGAAAGACGAGGGAGGAAGACACAAGCCUUUCUUCACCAACUUCCAACCCCUCAUCUACACCAAAGGAUUCGCUGCCAGCUUCUCGGUGCUAUUACCCACAGACACGGAGAUGGUGAUGCCGGGUGAUAAUAUUACGUGUGACAUGAGAUCUAUGUCAGAUACUGGAAUACCACUUGAACCAGGACAAAGAUUUACGAUAAGAGAGUCCGGAAAAACGAUAGGAACUGGAAUUGUGACAACCAUCCAAGAGGAAGUUAAAUUAGUGUCCAGCGGAUAAAACAAAUAUUUAUUGACUGAAUAAGGGACAGUGGUAGUGAUACACUUCACUAGUAGACAGUGGCCCUCAUUUAUUUUCUCAGCUUUUCAUGAUUCUUAUAUUUAUUGUGCGUUCUUUUUUAACGAACA